Messenger RNA from Notechis scutatus (mainland tiger snake), 977 nucleotides. The record is from RefSeq and is a predicted model, not a curated record. Lineage: Eukaryota; Metazoa; Chordata; Lepidosauria; Squamata; Elapidae.
UAUUUUCCGCCAAACCUCCUUGCUCUCCGACGAUUUCAUUCAGAAGUGCCCGCGCGCCAAAGCCGCAGAGCUCCAUGGAUCCACCUGUCACCAGAAGCUGCGUGAGGAAUCCUCACGCUCCCUCCAUUCUCUGGGAAUGCCUGAGCCGCCCUCUCGGCCAGAACCGAGGAUCCACCGAGCAACUUCCAGCCCCUAUUCUGCCCCCGAAACCAGGCUUGGGUUACGUGGAUUUCUCGAUCCCCUGCCAGGCUGCGGCUCCUCAGAGCCUUCCUUGCGUUGAACGCGCUUUCGAGGAACCUGACAACUCCUUCCAGCCGCCCGGCGCCUGGCACGUGGCGGCUUCUGAGAGGAAGAUGCUGCCGCCGGCGGAGUUGGCUUCGGGCUCAGGGGGGCUAGAAGCGGGCCGCCCCAGACCCAGAAAAAAUAACCUUCUCGGAGGGAAUGUGGCAAGCGACGCUAAGAAUAAAGCAGCCCAACGGAGAGUGGAAAACGCAGAGAGCCAAGGUGCAGUCCGUGGCAAUCCUACAACUGCCUCAAAGAAAGAAACCAGCAGCUCCAAAAUACGGAAGGAGCGCACUGCAUUUACUAAGGACCAGUUGCGUGAGCUUGAGAUGGAGUUUAUUCACCACAAUUAUCUGACAAGGCUCCGGAGAUAUGAGAUUUCUGUGAAUCUUGAUUUGACAGAAAGACAGGUUAAGGUAUGGUUUCAGAACCGCAGGAUGAAAUGGAAACGUGUGAAAGGACAGCCAGUGUCACCCCAGAACAACAUGCAAAAUAUGGACCCUGCUCUCGUCUUGAGUCCAGAAUAGCCUGUUCUCUAAUAAACUGAUCUCUACCAACCUUUGAUUUUAAAGGAUGGCCUUGAAGAUCUGGUAACAAGACAACAAUCGGCUAAAUGUGGCUUGAGUCCAGACCGAGAAAGUGCUUUAUGGAAAUGCUUCAAACAAUCCCAUCCCCUAUUCAUAUGAAGAUAAAAG